This is a messenger RNA of Wyeomyia smithii (pitcher-plant mosquito), 2925 nucleotides long. Its product is annotated as chloride channel protein 2-like. Gene Ontology annotation, biological process: transmembrane transport; chloride transport. Gene Ontology annotation, cellular component: membrane. Bases 166 to 2925 code for a protein of 919 amino acids. The record is from RefSeq and is a predicted model, not a curated record. Lineage: Eukaryota; Metazoa; Arthropoda; Insecta; Diptera; Culicidae. Gene Ontology annotation, molecular function: voltage-gated chloride channel activity. The transcript has 9 exons.
GGGAGCGCGGAAGUAUUCGACUAUUGAUUCCGAGCUAAUAUGACCACGAGAGUCAUCAAAGUUCAAAGCUAGUUCAAAACUAAACGCAACCAGUGUAUAAUAUUUUGUGCGGAAGUUCGAAAAAUUGUGUGUUCUUACUCAGACUGACGGCAAACAAGAAAAACGAUGAGUUCGGACAGCAAAGAACCGCUCACGGAACCAUCGAGCAAUAAUAACAUCGUUGUAAGACCAGCAGAAACAACCACCGGCGGUAUCGCGGGGGCCUAUCGAAAAAGUAGCAAUGUCUAUGGUUAUACAUCAACGGUGAUGUGCGGAAAGUACACUCGUGAUCUUGGGAGGUAUGCCAAACUGGAAGCUCAAAAGAUCAAGGGCUGGCAACGUAAAAGUAUGGAUGAACCGUGGCGUAGGGAACUUUAUUACAUGCACUCAAAUGGGUUAUGCAAUUGGUUAGCAAAACUUUGGCGAAAUACUUUUGGACGGUUCGGAGAUGAGUGGAUGCUGAUGGUAGUACUGGGUUUACUAACAGCCAUCAUUUCAUUCGGAAUGGAUAAAGUUGUGUGGUUUAUACAUAAUAAUCGCAUCAAGGUGUUUCGCAUGGUGCCAGAAAAUGGAUUCCUGCAAUUCCUAACAUGGGUUUCAAUACCAGUGUUGUUAAUUAUGCUAGCUUCUGGUUUCGUACAAGCAGUUUCACCCCAAGCUAUCGGUUCUGGGUUCACAGAAAUUCGCGCCAUCCUGCGGGGGGUCGUCAUCAAAGGUUAUCUCAACUUUAGUACUCUAGUCGCAAAAAUAUUCGGCCUGUCGCUAGUGCUCGGGUCGGGAAUGCCCCUGGGAAAGGAAGGUCCAUUCGUGCACAUUUCCAGUAUCCUGUCGCAGUUGUUCGGUAAAGUGAUGACCUCAAUCGGAGUAGGUCCGGAUAGUGACGCGCACACUAUCGAUCUACUGGCCGCAGCGUCGGCCGUCGGAAUUGGUGCCUGCUUUGCAUCGCCCGUAGGAGGGGUUUUGUUCAGUAUUGAAGCUACCGCUCCAUACUUCGCUGUGCGGAAUUAUUGGCGCGGGUUUUUGGGGGCUGUGUUUGGGACGCUACUGUACCGGCUACUGUUCGUGUGGAGUCAUGCGGAAAACACCAUUACGGCACUGUACGAAACCAAUUUUGUACGGGAUGUGCCGUUCUGUCCACAGGAACUAUUCGUCUUUGGAUUAUUCGGAGUUAUUUGCGGAGUACUGGGGGCUCUUUUUGUGUGGAUUCUGAAAGUUUACACCUUGUGGAUGAAGUCGACCCGUAUUCAUAAAUACCUGCAAAAAACCCGUCUACUAUAUCCGGCAAUCAUUUCGUUCAUCAUCGCCACGCUGCAGUACCCGAACGGCAUCGGCCGUUACACGGCUGGGGUACUAAACAGCCACGAGCACUUCCACCACUUGUUCUCUAACUUUACCUGGAGCAGGGAGGAUCUGGAUCCCAAAGAGGCGGACAUGCUCUCGCAUUGGACAACACCUCAUACGAGUGCUAUUGUUCAUCUUUCUAUUUUUCUAGCCUUCUCGUAUUUCUUCAGCAUAAUUGGAUCAACAAUGCCCAUACCAUGCGGAAUGUUUGUUCCGCUGUUCAAAAUUGGGGCAGCGUUGGGUCGUUUAGUUGGCGAAGCAAUGCACGUGUGGCUGCCUAAUGGCUUACCGUAUGGUGCCGGAUUGUUGGCCCCGAUUAUCCCGGGAGGAUAUGCCGUCGUUGGUGCAGCAGCUUUCGCCGGAGCGGUCACACAUACGGUAUCCAUCUGCGCAAUCGUAUUCGAAAUUACGGGCCAGGUUAAGUAUCUUGGUCCGAUAAUUGUGGCUGCCUUGGUUGCUAAUGUCGUAGCUCGUAAGCUCCAGCCUUCGAUGUAUGACAUGUUGGCCGAUAUCAAACAUUUACCUCACUUGCCGGACGUUUCGCCUUCGUACGAAAUGGAUAUGUACAAUGUCUACGUGCAGAAUUUUAUGGUCGCUGAUGUGCUGUACAUUUGGAAAGGAAUUACCUAUCGGGAGCUUGCUGACUUACUAGAAGAGAGCAAAAAUUAUAAAAGUCUACCACUUGUGCGUGAUCCCGAAGAGCCUGUUCUUUUGGGUAGUAUAGAUCGUGAUCAUCUGCUGCAACUGAUGGAUAAGCACUUGGGCAGAGCGACGCGACAGGAAGCAGCAGCAAAGCGGUGGCUAGAGGAACAGGAACAAAAAAAUCGGCGGCCGUCCGUCUUCGAAAUUUUCCCUGAGUCGGCUGAGGAUAGUGACGCGAAAGAUGACAGACCACCCUUCAAACGUUUCCUAUCCAAUCCAUCCAGCAGCGAUGAAUCUCAGCAAGCAUCGAAAUCAGAGGGCAAGUCCUGCAGUUUUAGGAACCUGUUCAAAAAGAACACUGCAUCCCUACCGAAAUUAGAGCUUGAUGUGGAGAUUGGUCCAAAAAACACUAGUAACACAGUGUUCAUGACGCCGGAUAGGCAUUUCGAUUUUACACCAGAGGAACGCACCCGUUGGGAAGAGCAGGAAAUGGCCAAGACAAUCGAUUUACACCAACUGCUGCAGAUCGAUCCGGCCCCGGUUCAACUGGUAGAGAACACUUCGAUCUUUAAGGUGCAUCGGAUGUUCUCUAUUCUGGGAAUCGAUACCGCAUAUGUUACCAACUUCGGCUGUCUGGUGGGCGUGGUUGGCCUUAGGGAGCUUCGAGCAGCCAUCGAUGUCAUCAACAAAGGUUCCACCGCCAUGUAUGCGCUUCAGGAGAAACGCGGGGAGGAAGCCAGUUUACUGCUGCGCAGUAGAAAGACCUCUUCCUUGGCUCCCAGUUUAUCCAAAAAACGGAACAGCAAAAAGUUCAGUGCCCCUGGCCUAGCGGUGGAUUUGCCCUUGGCUUACGUGGAUGAGGAUGUUGAGAAAUUCAACGGUAAUACCGAGCAUUCUCAGUGA